Pelobates cultripes (western spadefoot toad) is the source of this 198-nucleotide messenger RNA. NCBI's taxonomy places the organism in Eukaryota, Metazoa, Chordata, Amphibia, Anura, Pelobatidae. The record is from the annotation of a GenBank genome assembly.
GCGCCUACAUUGCUGCGGGCACUGGGACAGACAGCCCCUGAUGAGGAGUCAAAAGACCGGAGGGCAACACCGACCUGGGACCCAGCCACAGUAGUCGCCUUCACCCCAUGGAACCACUGGGCUACGGCAUCGGGACAUGACUGGGUCCUAACUCUAAAGAGCAGCAGGCAGAUACAGACUGCACUCCUCCUACAAAAU